This is a messenger RNA of Paramuricea clavata, 351 nucleotides long. The record is from the annotation of a GenBank genome assembly. NCBI's taxonomy places the organism in Eukaryota, Metazoa, Cnidaria, Anthozoa, Malacalcyonacea, Plexauridae.
AUGCCAGAAUAUUUAACAGCAGAUCAAUUAAAACAAAUACUGGAUGAGAAACUGGACCAGAAGUUAAUACCGUUGAAUUUGAAAGUUUCUGAACUCAGUUCCAUACUCGAUGAUGCAAUGAACUUCAUGGACUUCAUUAAUCUGGCUAACUAUAAGUAUGAAGAAGUAAUUACGAAACUUAAAUCUCGUGAAAUAGAGAGAAUUGAGAUCCAGGAAGAAAACAAGAUUUUAAAGAGGGCCUUACAACAAAUUGAAAGCCAACUACUUCAAUUAAAAAACUCAUAUUUUGACCUUGAGAAAUAUACUCUCGCAAGAGAGUGUGUGGAAAUUCAAGAUAUACCAGCCCCCUGA